AUGUCCGACCAGGAUUUUCGCAACGCGAUUAUACGGCUCACGGAAUUGAUUGCUACCCAGCAGCAGCAGAUUGCGGAUCUCAAACGGACGAACGCCAAUCCGACUGGUAGUGAACGAAUCAUCGAGUCUCUCGCAACUGGAAUCGACGAGUUCCGGUACGACCCUGACGGCGGAAUAUAUUUUGAAUCAUGGUGCGCUCGUUUCGAAGACGUUUUCAAGGAAGACGAAAAACAGUUGGACGAGAACGCGAAAGUAAGGUUACUUCUACGCAAGAUUGGCACGCAGUUCCACGAACGCUACGUGAACAGCAUCCUGCCAAAGCACCCCCGAGAGUUCAAGUUUGAAGAAACCAUCACGAAAUUGAAGAAACUUUUCGGACGUCAAACUUCUUUAUUCAACGCUCGCUAUCAGUGUCUCCAGUACAUGAAGAACGAUGCUGAUGAUUAUUCUUUGUAUGCUGCUUCAAUCAACAAGCACUGCGAAGCAUUUCAGUUAUCAAAGCUCUCUAACGAUCAAUUCAAAGCGCUCCGGUUCGUUUGUGGUCUCCAGUCACCACGCGAUGCGGACUUCCGCACACGAUUGAUAGGCAAGGUAGAAGUAGAAGAAUUCGCACCCGCCGUCGGUGAUGGAGCUGGGACAAUUCUGACGCUAGAAAACCUGGUGGAAGAAUGCAAUCGGAUCAUCAAUUUUAAACAGGACACCAAAAUGAUCGAGAAAAGUGAAAACGACAAGCACGUCAACGCUAUCGCUCAUCAUCCGAAACCUGCUAGCAAGAAGAAGAUUCCGAAAACACCCUGCUGGUUGUGUGGAGACCCGCACUAUGUCAAGGAGUGCUCUUAUCAAAACCGUUAUUGCAGCAAGUGCAAGAAGAAGGUUCACAAGGAAGGCUAUUGUUCCUCUGCUGAGCAGAAGUCAUCCAGGCCGGUCGACAAACCAAGGAAAAAGGACACGGUCAAGUCCAAAGGCAUCACAUUGGUUAAAAAAGUCGACCUCUCAAAGAAACGAAAGUUCAUCAAGUUGAAUCUCAACGGCUUCCCGAUCAAGUUGCAACUAGACUGUGCGUCAGACAUCACAAUAAUCUCCGAGCAAGUCUGGGCAAAGAUUGGCAAACCACCAAUUCAAGAGACUGAAGUUGUAGCUGUCAGUGCAUCCGGAGACGAGAUUGGUAUCAUCGGUGAACUGCUAGCAAACAUCACUGUCCAUGGCAUCACCAGAAUAGGCCGAGUUUCUGUUUCAAGCAAACCGGAUCUCAACGUCUUCGGCAUCGAGACGAUCGAUCAAUUCGAUCUCUGUUCCCUUGGCCGUUGCACCAAAGCACAAGUGAAACUGUACCUAAAACCCAAUUCACGCCCUGUGUAUUGUCCAAAGAGGCCAGUGGCCUACGCUGCACUUCCCAAAGUUGACGCCGAACUACAGAGAUUGCAAGAUAAAGGUAUUAUUUCACCAGUUCAAUUCUCCGACUGGGCGGCCCCCAUCGUGGUUGUUCGCAAGGCUGACAACGUCUCCGUUCGUGUCUGUGGUGAUUACUCCACGGGUCUCAACGACGUGCUGAAAUCCGAUUGCCAUCCUUUGCCGCAUCCGGAAGACAUGUUUGCCGAGCUAGCUGGUUCCCGAUUUUUCUCGCACAUCGAUCUCUCAGAUGCAUACCUCCAAGUGGAAGUCGAAGAAGAAUUCCGUAAGAUGCUGACCAUCAACACUCAUCAAGGAUUGUUCCAGUGCAACCGUUUGCCGCCCGGAGUCAAAUCCGCCCCUGGUGCUUUCCAGAGAAUCAUCGAUAGUAUAGUAGCCGGCAUUCCAGGUGUCAAACCAUAUCUUGACGACAUCAUGAUUGCUGGAAAAACUCAAGAGGAACACGAUCGCAGCCUUUACGCUGUUUUGGAACGAAUUCAAGACUAUGGAUUCCAUCUCCGCAUUGAAAAGUGCCGUUUCUCACUUCCACAGAUUAAAUUCCUGGGUCACAUCAUUGACAAGAAUGGUCUCCACCCUGAUCCUGAGAAGACGCGCGCCAUUUCCCAGAUGCCAGCCCCGAAGAACAUUUCGCAGCUGCGAUCUUAUUUGGGAGCAAUCAACUACUAUGGACGAUUCGUUGGCCAAAUGAAAGAGCUUCGUGCGCCACUGGACCGUCUGCUGAAGAAGGACGCUCGCUGGGAUUGGACCGCCGAAUACCAGAGGUCUUUCGAACGUUUUAAGACAAUCCUCCUUUCCGAUUUGUUGCUGACUCACUACGAUCCAGAUAAGGAAAUCAUCGUUGCCGGUGACGCUUCUAAGGACGGUUUGGGUGCAGUAAUUAUGCAACGUUUUCCGAACGGCCAUCGCACACGCUUCAAGGUCACUGACACCAGCUGA
Wyeomyia smithii (pitcher-plant mosquito) is the source of this 2346-nucleotide messenger RNA. RefSeq lists its product as uncharacterized. The record is from RefSeq and is a predicted model, not a curated record. The transcript is spliced from 2 exons. NCBI's taxonomy places the organism in Eukaryota, Metazoa, Arthropoda, Insecta, Diptera, Culicidae. Bases 1 to 2346 code for a protein of 781 amino acids.